UCUUCUUGUGGGUUUUACUGUUGUCCAGCCAUCCUUUCACCUUCCCAACACUCUCAACCGACCGUUCCUCACCCUAUUACCGCCGCUCUUAUUGUCCAACACCUUCCAACCACCCCUCCGCCUUCCUCCAGUCACCUAUGACUCUUCAUACUUGUUGUCCCUGCGAUCAUGCACCUUUUCCUUGGUGCCAUCAGCAUUUGUUUGCUGCCGCCACUCCCACUAGCCAUCCCGACCCACCUAGCCUGCCUCCACCACCGUUGGAAUAUACGAGAGAGGUGUUUGCUUGUGCCUUUUUAUGUUCUAGUAUUGUUAUUUUCUAUUUAUGUCGUGUUGUAACUCGAUCUAUAUAUUAAUAAAAGGUUAUUUUUGUAUUUCCACUAUUUUCCUACUAGCUCCAGUAUCAGAUAGGUUUCAUCUCACAAUUCUACUUUUCUCUCAGAACAGCGGUCAUUGAAUAUAAAUUGUGGGGGACAUCAGGUGACUACUGGUGAUAACCUGAUAUUUGAGUCCGAUAACUAUGUAUCUGAAGGUGUCUCAACAUUUUAUAUGGGUACAAACUGGGCAGUUAGUAGCACUGGUGGUUUCCUGGAUUCUGGUGAUAAUAACAAUUUUAUAGCGAGAACUACACAGAAGCUUUCAAUGCCCGACUCUGAAUUGUAUGCAAAUGCACGAGUUUCACCGCUAUCUCUUAGCUAUUAUGGACUCUGCCUUAUAAAUGGCAACUAUAGUGUUAAGCUGCAUUUCGCGGAGAUAAUAAUCAUUGAUUACAAUGGGCAUAGCAGCCCUGGUAGGAGACUAUUUGAUGUUUACAUACAGGGAGAACUUGUUUUGAAAGACUUCAAUGUCAAAGCUGAGGCUAAUGGGUCAGGUAAAGCAGUUGUUAAGAAGUUUGAUGCAAUUGUUACACAGAAUAAAUUGGAGAUUCGGUUCCAUUGGGCUGGCAAAGGAACAACAAACAUCCCUACAAGUGGAACCUAUGGUCCUCUCGUAUCCGCUAUAUCUGUAGAUGCCAGUAAGUUAGUAUUUGAAUAAGAGCUAGUGGUGUUAAUUUGAAUUAAUUUCAUUGGACCUUCAUUGGUUCAUAAAUCAACACUAAUAUUGGGUACCAUCUUUCUUUAUUUGAUAUUCACGGAAACAGUUGGGACAAGGCUAAUAAAUGAUGAUGAUGCUGCCGACGAUAUUCUUUAUUUGGCAUUCAUUUAAAAAGUUUAUUGGGAUUUUUUUUUGGAAUAUUAUUUUCAUCCUCUUGAAACAGUAUAGUUG
Messenger RNA from Phalaenopsis equestris, 1263 nucleotides. RefSeq names its product probable LRR receptor-like serine/threonine-protein kinase At1g07650. Bases 547 to 1032 code for a protein of 161 amino acids. The transcript is spliced from 2 exons. NCBI's taxonomy places the organism in Eukaryota, Viridiplantae, Streptophyta, Magnoliopsida, Asparagales, Orchidaceae. The record is from RefSeq and is a predicted model, not a curated record.